AUGUCUCUUGCAUGUGAAGAAAACGUUGUUUCCUACUCGGAAAGACAACAAGCCUCUCCAGUCUCACAAAAAUUGUUGAGAUAUAGGAAAAUUGAAAAGGUUGGAGAAGGAACCUAUGGAGUUGUAUAUAAAGCUGAAGAUACUCAAACAGGACAAAUUGUGGCCAUCAAGAAGGUGAGAUUGGAACAAGAGGAUGAAGGUGUUCCAUCGACAUCCAUUAGAGAAAUCUCUCUAUUGAAAGAGUUGAAUCAUCCUAACGUGGUGCGAUUGCAUCAAGUUAUUCAUAGUGAUCAACAAUUGCAUCUCAUCUUUGAGUUUAUUGACCAUGAUUUGAAGAAAAAGAAUGAUCAUUAUAAAAAAGUUCUCAAACAACCCAUUCCUCCUCAAGAUGUCAAGAUGACAGUGUACCAAAUUCUUAAAGGUAUUGCCUUUUGUCAUUCCCAAAGAAUUAUCCACAGAGAUUUGAAGCCACAAAACAUUUUGGUAGGCAUUGAAGGAGAUGUCAAAUUGGCAGACUUCGGUUUGGCUCGUGCUUUCCAAAUUCCUACAAGAACCCUCACUCAUGAAGUUGUAACAUUAUGGUAUAGAGCACCAGAGAUCCUUUUAGGUUGCAAGACAUAUUCCACACCAGUCGAUGUCUGGAGCGUUGGAUGCAUCUUUGCAGAGUUAUGUAAUGGAUCAGCUUUAUUCCCUGCAGAUUCUGAAAUUGACAUGCUUUACAAAAUUUUCCAAGCUUUGGGAACACCAAAUGAGCAAGUGUGGAAAGGUGUGACUGCACUUCCAUUGUGGAAACCAAUUUUCCCUCAAUGGCGUGGCAAUUUCAUCAGAAGCUUGGUGCCAUCAUUGUGCGAUCAGGGUAUUGAUUUGUUAUCGAAAAUGCUUGUUUAUCAACCAAACAUGCGUAUUACUGCUAAACAAGCUCUUGAGCAUCCAUACUUUGAUGACAUUCGUUAA
Molecule: messenger RNA, 954 nt
Organism: Naegleria lovaniensis
Lineage: Eukaryota; Heterolobosea; Eutetramitea; Acrasida; Naegleriidae
Exons: 5
Coding region: 1-954 (317 amino acids)
Biological process (GO): regulation of G2/M transition of mitotic cell cycle; protein phosphorylation; signal transduction
Cellular component (GO): cyclin-dependent protein kinase holoenzyme complex; cytoplasm; nucleus
Molecular function (GO): ATP binding; cyclin-dependent protein serine/threonine kinase activity; cyclin binding
Source: RefSeq, a predicted model, not a curated record